UGAAACUUGUCAAUACAGAUCAGUGACAGGACUUGUGUCAUCAACAGCCAUGGAUUCCUUUUCAGAUCGCUUACAUGAUCCACUUCUGUUUUUGAACUCAGACAAAAGUGAUUUGGAUGCAUUCCUAAUGAACACCAGUUCUGACAUGGUUCAUAUGGGUGAGGAAAUGCAUGGAAAUAUUUCUGAUAUGAAGAUGGACAACAGCCUUGACCUGGAUUCUUUAGAAGGUCAUGGUCAUCUGGGGGAUAUGAACUGGCUUCAUAACUCCUCAUUGUCUAACCUUGCACAUCUUGACAGCGACGACACAUCUGAUGGCAAUUUAAUAUCUGUGAAUCCACAGUCAGUACUUCCAAUCCAUAUAAUCCAUAAUGAAAGCACACAGAACCUUUUAUCGUCAGAAACUGCCAACAGUGCGGCCAUGCGUCUGCAUGCUAAUUGCAGCAACCUUCUCAACUCCCCUGAGGCAGACAGUCCGCAGCACUCUCAGGUGUCCAGCCAUGAGUCCAUCCUCGGUCAAGAUCACCAGACCAUUUGUAUUCUUUCUGUAGCCAGUCAGAACAACUUGCAUAAUUCCCCGGCCAAGACUCAGAAUUUUCUGAUCACCUCAUCAAGGGACUCUCCUCAUAAGUCACAGACCUUUGUUCUCAGCACUGCCCAUGGAGGUUGUCCAGGAGGUCUGACUAUAACAACAGCCAGUUCGCCAAUGGGCUCACAGUUUGUCUUGUCGCCACAGAAAGUUCAUGCUGUCACAAAAGAAAAGAGUGGCCGAGUCCUUCUGAAAUCUGGCAACAACUUCUUGUCGCCGUCUCAAGCUUCACCAGUCUUGCUUGGUCGGCUUCAGACGGGAGUCCAGUCUCAGGUGUUCCCAAAUAGCCAAAUUGCUCCAAGCAUGAUCUCUUCCAUGACACAAAUGCAGCAUUCAGACUCUACCGUAGUCAGCUCAACAACAAACACAGAAGAAAGGACAUACCCUAAACCAGUGUUUUCCUACAGCUGCCUCAUCGCCUUAGCUUUGAAAAACAGCAAGGAUGGUAACCUUCCCGUGAGUGAGAUCUACAGUUUUAUGUGUGAAAACUUCCCAUACUUCAAGACAGCUCCUGAUGGUUGGAAGAAUUCAGUUCGUCACAAUCUGUCUCUGAAUAAAUGCUUUGCCAAAGUUGACAACCCAAAGCUUAGUCAAGGAGCAAAGAAAGGAUGCUUAUGGGCCUUGAAUCCUGCAAAAGUGACCAAAAUGGAGGAUGAGAUUACUAAAUGGGGGAAAAAGGAUCCUGCAGGACUGUUGAGCAGCAUGGCAUAUCCAGAAAAUCUUGAAGCUAUUGAAAAAGGACAAGCAGGAUUACACUACAGCAAACAGAAAGCCCAAGAUUUUACGCCUUGCACGCCUAAUAAAGCUGACGGCACCCCUAUGAAAGUAGACUUGUCUCGCAUACAACAAACUGCAGACUGUUCUCCUCAGAUCAGAAUUGAGAGGUAUAAUACACAUUCACACAUGGAGAGGUCCGACAUGGGAACUCCCAUGAAAGUUGAGUUUUCUCCAACGGUAGUCAGAGACAUCUCACAUGUGUUCAGACAAGAUUACUCAACACCCAACUCCAAACACCAGAUGUUUGCAAAAAUUGAUCACACCGAUCUCAGUUUUCUAGAAGUGCCUGUUAGCCUGAACAACGACGCUCUGGCUGAUAUAGUUUUACAGAGUUCCGUGUGGGACGACUUGGAAAACAAUAUAGACAUUGAUCUCAUCUGUGAUUUACCGUCUUCCCACUCUGCCCAGUCAUCACAUUCCCCACUGACGGCGCGGUCGUCACCGAAUCCAUCACAAUAUGCACAGAGUUCAGGCAACUACAGCCCAUCCGUCCAUCCAUUUUACAGAAAUGUACUAAACAAUAGUCCAGUCCAGCAUGUCAGUCCAUCCGCUGCAGCCGUGAGGACCAGCUUAUUUGGCACAUCAACUCCUACUCGAAGAACUCUGUAUGCAUAA
This is a messenger RNA of Candidula unifasciata, 1978 nucleotides long. Lineage: Eukaryota; Metazoa; Mollusca; Gastropoda; Stylommatophora; Geomitridae. The record is from the annotation of a GenBank genome assembly.